AAGUUGCAGUUCAGGAAAUAGCUCGAAAUUCGUGCGAGAAAUGGAGCUGCGCAUGUGCAAGCGCAUGGUGGAGUUUAAGAACGAAAUGUCAGCUCUUGGUCCUGCAAGAAAAAUGGAAUUCAAUCACAACGGCUCGCGGUUGGUGCGUAUCAUCAACAACGAGGUUGAGGUGGUAGACCCGCGGACGCAACGAGUUGUUCAAUCCCUCAGCAAUGGAACAAAUUUUCAAUUCACGGAGGUCGACCACGAACUGAUCCUCAAAUCCUGGAGAACUGAUGCACACCACUCAGAGUUACAGCUUCGGGAUUUACGGUUCCCGUCCUCACAUGCCGGCAGGAUCCGUUUCCCUGAUCAGGCGAUGUUACAAUAUGUUUACUCACAGAAGGAUAGGUCCAUCCUGAGUAACAUGCUUGUCUCGCAUGGAUCAGGUCACUACCAAUUUGAGGAGAAACGGAAGCUUGUGUUGCACAACAAAUCAAGACGAGGAUAA
Messenger RNA from Hyalella azteca, 490 nucleotides. RefSeq lists its product as uncharacterized. The coding region runs from base 41 to 490 and encodes 149 amino acids. The transcript is spliced from 4 exons. The record is from RefSeq and is a predicted model, not a curated record. Lineage: Eukaryota; Metazoa; Arthropoda; Malacostraca; Amphipoda; Hyalellidae.